Messenger RNA from Stylophora pistillata, 2500 nucleotides. RefSeq lists its product as uncharacterized. Gene Ontology annotation, biological process: acylglycerol catabolic process. The record is from RefSeq and is a predicted model, not a curated record. Gene Ontology annotation, molecular function: monoacylglycerol lipase activity. Gene Ontology annotation, cellular component: membrane. Lineage: Eukaryota; Metazoa; Cnidaria; Anthozoa; Scleractinia; Pocilloporidae.
ACGGCGGAUGUAUUUCACGAAACGCAAUACUGCGGGAACAUACUGCGGUGGGAGUAUUCAGAAGAAGUAAUUAUCCGGGCCGCUGUCCUUCUCAAUUAACCUUGUAUUACUUCAGAAGUCUUUUGUAAGCCGAUUACGCGUUAUGGUAAAAUUUCAAAGAACAUAAAGAAGACUUGGCAAGAAAAAAAUCGAAUUAACCAUGAGGUUUUUUUAAUAUUUAUGCUAGUCGAGGAUAAUACAAUUCAUUGCACGAAAUUAUAAUUGUGCUUUUCACGUAUCACUCGUCACUAAACUGUACCAACUUCUUGGACAGCUUCCGUUGCUCUGCACGUUAUUAAUUUGACACUUGAAAUAGCUAUUAUUUGAAGAACAUGGACUUGAAGUCGCCAUAUCUUGGACGACAAACAACGGCUGCAAAAUUGCUCUCAUAAUUUGGCGAAUAUCGUUUGAGUUUAUAGAGGGGACUUAUACGAAGGCUGCAGUUCACUAGACCUCCAAAAGACAGAAAAAAUAUUUGGUAAAAGUGUUCAAUGUGUGGAGCACUUGGAGGACGUAAUCAAAAUAGAGUUGUUCCUGUUUCUGAUCUACCAUCGGAAAGAGUGGAAAUACGAAAAGACAGGUGGCUGAGAGUAGUGCAUUACAAACCUCGAAUAUCGAGAUCUGAUAGCGGUUAUAGCCGCGACGAUGUACAGUCUAACCGCUCGGCUCAUUCAGCCGGUUCAGCCACGUCUGGGGCUGGUGAUCCUGAUUACCAGAGGAUCAUUGUGAUAUUUUUCAUACAUGGAGUUGGUGGUUGCGCUGAUCUUUGGUACGAACAAGUACAAUACUUUUGCAAGGCGGGGUACGAAGUUGUAGCUCCCGACCUGCUGGGACACGGGCAAAGCUCUGCACCGAACAAUAUCGCAGAUUACGAAUUUUCAGAACUUUCUUAUGAUUUGCUUCGUUUAUUUGAUCGAUACCACAAGAAGAGGAACGUUUUGGUGGGACAUUCGUACGGGGCAUCAUUUUGUGCAGUAAUUGCAUGUGAACGUGCUCGUCUGGUGUCCAAGAUGGUCCUUAUUUCUGGUGGUGGUCCUACACCACUUGUGGGUGUUGGUACUUGUGACAUGUUCUGCUUACCAACACUUCUUCUGUCUUGUAUCAAACCUGUGUUUUUGUCUGUCUAUGAGAGGAGGGCCUACAAUAGUGUGAGAGCAAGAUCGCUUAGGAGGAAAGUUAAAGCCUUUAGUGCUCCACCUUUUGUAAUGAAAGCUGUCAUGGCAGGACAGGUGUGGGAAGAUGGUGAUGAGUCAUAUCACCAGGAACUAAUGGUGCCAGCAUUGUUGAUAUAUGGUGCACAGGAUAAAUUUGUUACUCUUGAGGAAGAACAGUGGAUGCAAGAGGUAAUAUACAGUUCAUCGUUAGAGGUCAUUCAAGAUGCAGGCCACAUGGUUAUGGUGGAGUCUCCUGUGAGAGUGAACUGGUUAAUACAUAACUUUCUCCAGCGUGAUGCCACCACUAGAUCCCUGCAUAAUGUUGGUAGUCAGUACUUUAAUUUUUCCUCAAAGGGAUCUCUUCAUGUUGCAUCAAAGGACAAACCAACUCCUUCUCGUAAUGAGGCUGAACUUCAAACAGUCUCUGAAAGUGUCAAUGAAGGAACCAGACGACGCUCAAGUGGAAUGGCACUAGAACCUUCAGCUGAAAACUCUUUCAACAUUGGAAACUCACAAGCUUCUCUUAGUGUUCUAGGAAAUAAAGCAUCUACAAGAAUGUUUUUGACAGAUGACGUGGAGGAAAUCUCACGAUUGCUAACAGAAGGCUCUGAAAUUUGUCUAGAAAUUCCACAGAUGGGUGUCAUUGGCAAUAAUUCUUCUCAGGCUGAAACUGAAGUUAACACAAUGCAAGCCUCAACAAGUGAUUUUUGGUACUCAGAAGGCUCCCUUAGGCACGAUAAGGAAUCAGACAAAACUAACAUUAGUAUGGUAGUGAACAGUUCACUGCAUCCAAGUUUAGGUGAAGCAGUUCAUAUAAUGAGACCUCAAGCAGGUGUAGCGUGGACGAAAAACAGUAUUGGUUCCCGCACAUCAAGGAGAUCUUCACUUCAAUCAUUUCUUAGGCCUUCUAGUAAGAUGGAGCUGAAAGGCUCUAAAAGUGCACCUUCAUCUCCAGCAAGGGAAGGAUCCACAGAAUUUAAAAAUAAGUCUGUCCAGUAAUUUGAUAAUGACUUCAUUAAUUUCUCAUAUUUAUUUAAUGUCAAGUUUAAUAGGAUAUACAUCUAAAUUUUGGUCAUCAUGUACACUUAAGAUUCUCGUAAAGAGUAAUUUAUUUGGCAGAAUAUUUGCACAGUAUUUAUCUUGAAUUUAUUUGCAAAUGCAGUCGUCAUCAUCUAUGGCAUCUUCAGGAAGCUGAUGUUCAGUUCAAAGUUUGCCAUACUUAUAAUAAGUAACUUUAUUACACGACUCGGGCAGUCAGAGGGCCAAUAACUAAAAUCAACCAAUCAAAAUGCUCUAUUGCCAAUAUU